Molecule: messenger RNA, 753 nt
Organism: Protopolystoma xenopodis
Lineage: Eukaryota; Metazoa; Platyhelminthes; Monogenea; Polystomatidea; Polystomatidae
Source: the annotation of a GenBank genome assembly
AUGCAUGUCGACCAAUUCGCCCUGGUAACCAGGUCCGCUGAUAAAGAGGAGACGGUCCAUUCUUCGCAAGUCAAAAGUGUAAGAUACCAAGCCACUGGUGCAAUGGCAACGCCGGGAACGGGCAGUCUUUCUACAGUAACUCGCCUAGGCGGUGUUGGGGCUCUAGGCUCGACCUCGUCUUCUGGCAUGUCUACUGGCUCCGGUGGUGGUAGAGGCCCGUCUGGCGAGGCAUGGGGUAGCGGAGCCGGGAGUCUGCUGUCCGGAAACGAUCCUGCGAGCGCGAAAAUCAACCCUCCAUUCGCCAGUUCCAUCCACGUCACCGGCUGCAAAAUGGAAUCUUCCUCAACAGUCACCAGCAGCAGUGCUGCUGGGGGCAAUACCACAACCUGUUCUGAAGGGACUGGUUUCAGUGCAGCCUUGACAAAUGUGGUUGCUGGGCUGACUGGAGUCGUUAACGAGGUGACUGCCGCCGUGGGGGACGCCAAAACAUGUGAGAUCUGCCAAAAGGUGAAAUUCACCCAAGGCAGCGGUCACAUCUGCCAUAAUUGCCGCAAAAAGACGUGUGCAAGAUGCGGCUUUCCGAGUAACACCGCUGCAGCCAACUCGCAGGUCCCCUCAUCGUGGCUUGAUUUCAGUUCCGACCUGAUACAGGUCCUAUCUGCCCUGGCACCCGUGGCUGUGUUGCGGAAUGGUCACUUCGCCGAGAUGCCCAUGACCCGGUAUCGAAUCCUGAUGGAAGUGCUGAUGAGAUAA